Messenger RNA from Teleopsis dalmanni, 509 nucleotides. RefSeq names its product putative serine/threonine-protein kinase STE20-like. Bases 1 to 351 code for a protein of 116 amino acids. NCBI's taxonomy places the organism in Eukaryota, Metazoa, Arthropoda, Insecta, Diptera, Diopsidae. The record is from RefSeq and is a predicted model, not a curated record. The transcript is spliced from 3 exons.
AUGUACACACUUUCAGUGCCGGAAAUUGUAGACAUUACAGGCGAUAACCAAAGCGCAGAAUCAUUAAUAACAGCACAAGCACAACAAAUCUAUUGUCAACGAGCAUUUUCUGAUGAGUUUCAUCAGUUCACAGAAAUUUGUAUGGAAAAGCGACCAGCAAACCGAUGGUCUGCGCUGCAAUUAUUGAAUCACUCUUUCUUUAAGCACUGUCGUCACACGAGCAUUUUGGAUCAAUUGAAGCGUUUUGGUAUGGAGGUAACUGACUAUGAUGGUCUAAGAGAUCACAGCUUAGCUGCUUCACAUGAUAUGAGCGAAUUAAGCUUGAAACACGAUUGGAGCUGGGAUUUUUAGACAAACUACUUACCAAAUACGAUCGCACAAAUAUAUAAACUAAAACAAUGCGUUGCGUGCGAGUAAAACGGAGGAAGCCUUUCCAAAGUCACUUAUAACAUUAAGUUUAUUUUGAUAAUAAAGCCUUUAAAUCAGUACAUAAAAUAUUUUUAUUUGGC